GCGGCGCAGCAAAUGCCGGUAUGCACGACCUGACGCUGCAGCAGCAACGCUCGUCCUCCGCGGACAGUCCCCAAGGCCUUUUCUGGGGCAGCCCCUCAAUGCAAACGCAGCCACCGGGUUUAUUCUCACUCCUAAGAGAACUCCCUCACCCAAACAACCGAGCCUGUGAUCCGAGUGCCGCCGCGGCCGCCCACCGGGGCGCUGCAGGCCCGGGCCGCCGCCCCGCCAGGGGGAGCCGCUGCCAGGGCCGCCGCCGCGGGGAGCUGCUGGCCGGGCCGGGCCGUGUCGUGGCGGGGGGCUACGGCAGCAUGUGGGUCGGCCGGGCGGCGGCGGCGGCGGCGCCGCGGUGGUGCCGGGCGCUGCGUAGCUCCGCCGCCCUGAGCGGCUCCAGGCACCUGCUGAAGAAAAUGCUCCGCAAAAACAAAAAGAAGUUCUGGUAUGACAGCCCUACCCUGGGAUCUCAAAUGAUGUAUAAACCAACCAGUUUGGCCUCUGUACUGAAGGAUGACCGGGCAAAAACUAGGAGAGAAGAUAAUGUACGUUGCAGAGUCUUGAAUGGUCUUAUCCAUAAAGCUGUGGUGGAGAUGAUGACUACCUGUGAAGUUAAUCAAGAACUUUAUGAUCUCAAGCUGGAAAUCUGCAAGGUGUCCCUGGCAUCAAACUUUUCAGCAUGUCGUGUGUACUGGAAUCCUGCUACUACUAUGGAGAAAGAAAGCUAUGUUGAAAGUGUGCUACAGAAGAGUGCUCCACGUAUACGGUAUCUUCUGAGAAGUCGGCAGAUUCUAGGAAAUGUACCCCCAAUAGUAUUUGUAAAAGACAAAGCAGCUGCAGCUGUAAAAGAGAUUGAGGACUUAUUGGCAAUUGCUGAUUUUGGACCGCCAGAAGAAGAAGAAACAUUAUCUCAAAAUGAUUCCAGUCAACCGUUCUCCUCAGCAACUCAAUCUUCAGAUUCACCCAUGCGGUCUAAUCUUUUUGGUAUUGAUCAUGAACUACUGAAUAAGCAGAUAAUGGACUACAAAAGACUGAAAGUGUCAAGAGAUGUAGAAAGCGUUGCCUGGACAGAAGAGCAGAAGCAGCAGCUUUCUAAGAUUCAAAAGAAAAUGAAAAAGAAAAAAACAAGGAAUCCUCCUGAUGAUGACAUUACACCACAGAAAUACUUACUGGACAGAUCCGAAGUUGAUUACUGGGAUAAUAACACUGAAUCAGUCUUGGACUGUGAGCUGGAGGAUGAAUUACAGGAAGAGGUAAAUGAAUUGGAGGCAGAUGAUGGCAAAGCCCUAAGUCAGCCUACUGAUAAACUGAAAUGAAAAAGCCACUCCCUUUAAGAUGGAGGCUGACAAGAGCCAAAAAAAGACUGCCAUAGACACUGAAAGAUUAGUUUUGUACAGCCUAUUUACUACUUCCUCUUUCAAACUACUAAGUUUGCCACACAUGGGGAGGUUUGCUAGCACAAGGUAUGUAAGAAAACCAAAAAUGCUAUUUGUGACAUUCUGUUAAGCAGCUUUCAAGCUGCUGUAGUUGUAGGACUUUCAACCUGAGAGCAGUUUUGUAAUUACAAAAUACACAUACUGCAGCACCGAGUCAAAACUUCAUGCAGUUCUGUUGAUUAUUUCCAGUAAAAUUAUGGUUUCUGUGCUGAA
Phalacrocorax carbo (great cormorant) is the source of this 1640-nucleotide messenger RNA. The record is from RefSeq and is a predicted model, not a curated record. NCBI's taxonomy places the organism in Eukaryota, Metazoa, Chordata, Aves, Suliformes, Phalacrocoracidae.